This is a messenger RNA of Toxoplasma gondii ME49, 1194 nucleotides long. RefSeq lists its product as hypothetical. Lineage: Eukaryota; Apicomplexa; Conoidasida; Eucoccidiorida; Sarcocystidae. The transcript has 11 exons. The record is from RefSeq and is a predicted model, not a curated record. Bases 1 to 1086 code for a protein of 361 amino acids.
AUGCCGGCGAAAAAGGGGAAGAAGGGAAAGAAGAAGUCUUACCGGCCCGAGGUCGCUCGCUUUUUGCAGACGCACCAGUACAAAUGUAUGCGGAGUCUUCUAGACUUGCCUGGCGGGGUGCCCUCAGUGCACCAGCCUUCAGUGGAUGCCGAAACGGAGAACGCUACUGCCGCACUCCUGUCCGUUCUCGGACGCAUAGGAAUCUCCAUGAAGUACACGCCUGCGGGAUAUCCUCCUGAUGUAGUUCAUAAUGCGCGGACGAUUCUGACAUGCAACUCAAAGGUCUUUGUAGGCGGGCGAGGCCUCACGUUGAAUGACGACGAGGAACUUCAAGCGGCGGCUAAUCAGUUUUUGAUGGAUUUUGACUUCCACGUGAAUGCCAUCGUGGCUUGGAUCGAGGAAGGCCUCAGCUGCGACUUCUCAACCAUGGGGCUCGUCGCCUUUCAGGCUGAUUUAAGAGACAGGUUUCAAGAAUUCGACCGGGUCUGGGCCGCAUUCGAAGAACGCGUGUGCAAAGCAAUUGAAACAGUCAUGAAGGAUAUCUUCAAACCCAUUGAUCUCAUCGUGGAUCUUGAGGCAAAAUUGUCUAUUCUCGAAGAGGCUGAAGACUACGAGGUAAAACGCGAGACGGAGCGGCAGUUUGUUGCUGCGAUCACCGAGCUACUCGGAAGUUUGUAUAUCAAGGCAGAUGGCUUCAAGAUCCCAGAGGACGCUGUGGAACAAGCUGAAGCUUGCAUGUUUUACGAUUGCAAGCUGCCCGCAAGCAUUGUUGCGAAGGCAAAGAAGCUCAUCCGGCAAUUCUUGACGCUAAGACUCGCUAUCCGAGAGAUUCCAUUGGUGCGGCUACAGCCUGACCUAAAUAUGAAUGGCAAGCUAGUCCGGGCGGUUGAACACUUCUAUUGGAGCGCCCGGGAUUGUGUGGAAGGCUUCGAUAUGGCCAGGUGUCUUCCAGUUCUCCCGUCUACUAGGCCGGUUUGGCUCUUUCGAAUGGGCAUUUCUUCUUCAUUCUUCCAACAAACAGACAAACAGAAACAAGCCGAAAGUCGAACUGAAGAACAGGAACGCUUCUCUAAAAUCGAAGCCUGAAGAGAGAAUUCCCAGAGCUUCGCCGUGGUGGUGAUGAUCGGCAAUUUCCAGAAAAUGUGAACGAAUUCCUACCGGAUCACAUGGUGACUUUCAGGUUGCGAAAUGUUU